Amyelois transitella is the source of this 6447-nucleotide messenger RNA. Its product is annotated as C-Maf-inducing protein. The transcript has 14 exons. The record is from RefSeq and is a predicted model, not a curated record. Lineage: Eukaryota; Metazoa; Arthropoda; Insecta; Lepidoptera; Pyralidae. The coding region runs from base 462 to 3101 and encodes 879 amino acids.
AAUAUACAAACAACAAUCGAAACCAUUGCGUAUAUGUAUAGCUUACGAUCACAGCGCAAGGUAGUAGUGCUCAGUUCAGUUUGCGCACACCGCACCGAUCGUAUUAAAUUCGAGCUUGAUUGUGCGUGCACCCAAAAAUUUGUAAAUUGAAACGGUUUUUGUGCGUGAUUUUAUGACCGAAGUGUGUUAUUUCUUAAUCCUCAAAAGUGGAUGCUCAUCUCAGUGAUAUCGCCAUAUUCAGUAUACAUACUAGUGACGCUUAUCAAAAUCAUCGAUUAGAUAUAAAAUUGAACCGAUACGUCCCUUUGGGCUUUAAUAGUGAUAUUUUUGGUACAAUUAUUAAACGGAUAUAAAUAUGAAGAUUACUAGUAUUAACUUGUCUUUUGUGUACAGAAGGACUAUUUAGUAACCAUAGAUGAAAAUAAAAAGGCUUAAAAUUAAAUGGCAUUUAAUUUACAUUAAUGAAUUUAAUUGCCGGUUGUUUAUCCAAAAUGCCAUCUUACAAUCAAAAAAUAGAAGUAGAUUUGAAUUCAAAUGAAAACGGCGCAUUGGAAACAGAUGAUAAAGUUAACAAUAAGGAAGAGGCAAAAUUCGUGGCUACUGAUAGCAUUCCAAAAAAUACCCCAGGUGGCUUGAGCACAGAUCAACUGCUUGCAUACGCAUUAAGAGACUUUCUGGGUUCAUCACCUAUGAUGGCUAGCGAACAAGAUCCAUCGCCCUCUAACGUUGGUCAACCACUUCCGUAUAUCGAUGAACACAUCGACGACGCCACGCAGUCUGAGGAGGAGUCUGCUCAGUCGCGAGAAACGGAGGAGGUGUUGAACAACGCAGCAUGCCGACUACGGCGGUGGCGAGCAGCUUCGCGGAAGCUGCGCCGACCUCGUAUCAUAGAUAAUCUGUGUGCUAAUGAUGAUAAAGAACGUGGUGCAAACAAGGCAAACAAUGCAGGUCAUACUGAUUUGGCCGAUCGUUUGCGAAAUUUGGCGGCGGCUGGCAGCAUGUCCGCGUCGGCCGGCGAACUUCUGUCGCUGGCGCCCCCGCCGCCCGCCGCAACCGCGCCGCCCUCGCCUGGGUGCCUGCUAUCGCCGUCGUUGGCUGACCAGAGUUCAGCAGACUAUUUCGGAUCAAGUCCAGAAUGUUGUGCAGACAGUAUUGGUCUCGAGAGUAUGCCGGGUGGACCAGCACCGCCGCCAGGGCCGCGGUACAAGCUGGCCACGGAAGGUACCCUCAGGGUCUGCUGCUUCCAGCACACGAGGACAGUCGUCGUGAAGAUCUUGGCUGCCAAAUUCCUAAGGAGAUGGGAAACGCACACGCUCUGCUUACAAAAUGAUCACAUCGUUUCUAAGACGCCUUCGGGUUUAUUAGAGCAUCCGUUAUCAUACAGCUGUAUGCAAGAAGUUUAUUGCAUAUCACGGUGGGAUUCCGCCAGGAAAUACUGCCUAAGGAUUGUUAUGCCAAAUGGCUCCCUUCUGCUGCAGGCAAAUGACGCCUACACUAGAGACCAAUGGUAUCAUUCCAUUGUUUGGAGGAAAAACAUUAUAAGAUAUAAGCAUUUUCUCACGAAGACUAUAAGAAAGGAGGUCGUUAUGAAAGAAUUGAAAAACAUGGUGGAUUUCGUAAUGACGACACCUCUGCAAGAUGAGAGCGUGACGCGGGACCCCCUUCUGAUACUCACGGAUUUACUGUCCCAGAAUAAGGACAGUCCAGAUUGGGAGGAAUGGGCGGAAACUACAACAAGCGUAGCGGCGCCGCUGCUAGCAGAGCGAUGCGCUAGCGGCGAGCUAUGUGCGUUGUUGGCGCGACUGUGUCGGCGGAGACCGCGCGCCGCUCCGCUCCCCGCUCUCGCUCCGCCUGUGCGGAGAGUCCUCACCCGAAAUGUGGACUUCGCGAGAGCUCCCGACGCGAGGCGACUAGUCAAAGAUUAUAUCAGUGCUCUGAGUGCCCACAACUCUGGCGAAGCCCUAGUGCGGCGGUUCGUGGAAGUGACCCACGGAAGUCGCGCGACGUGUCCUCACCCGCGAGCGGCUCCUAACCUGGCUGCCGUGGCUCUGGCCGCCAUAGACGAGUACUAUCGUGACUGCCCAAUGCCGCACAAAUGCGACGAUCGCGAAGAAGAGGUGUUAUGUUUCGCAGACAUUCUAGAGCACAUGUGUGAAUACGAAGACUGGUUAAUCGUAGUCGGCGCUGUGCUGCAGCCGGUGCCGUUCUGCACUUCUGCUUUAAUCUGCCCGCGAGUCAGCAAGCGUCUGCACAGCGUGCUGAGCGCGCUAGCACACGACGCUCGCUGCGCGGCCCACAGCUGCCUGGCGCCCGCGAGAGCCGCGCGCUCCUGCCCCCCCUCCUGGCUGAGGGUGGCCUCGCCUAAUAAACCGCAGCUAGAUCUCCCUCAACAGAAUCUGUGUCAGCUCUGGGGUGAUAUGGUUGGCAGUUUGUUAAGAUGUUGUAGUAAAAGAAAAAGUUUUCUACAAAGCUUGAGUAAACAGUUACCUGAUUUCGUUCUAGUCGCAUUAAAUGCACACCCAUCAGCUUUAGAAGCCCUAUGUUUAAUGUUAGAAUGGGAAGUGAUAAGUGGAGAACAGACUCAAUUAGAAAUAAUAGCAGCAUUACAAGGAACGGAACUUGGGCAAACUUAUUAUAAAGACUUGUGUGAAAGACAAAAGAACCUUGAGAGGCUGCAAUCCGAAGGUGGACCGCGACGGUUGGCGUUGCCCGUGCGAGCGACGGACGCGGACGUGGGCGCUCUGCUGCAAGCCGGCGCUCUCGGCAACCUCGAGUGUCUCUCUCUAGCCUUCACUAGCGUCACUAGUGAAUGCGCACAACACCUUAUAAAGUUGCCCUCCCUGCGGUACCUAAACUUGUGGUCUACUAAAUUCGGCGACAGCGGGUUGCAACUGAUUGCAGAGCAUUUGCCGCGCUUGCAAGUUCUCAACCUAUGCGAGACACCGGUAUCGGACGAGGGGAUAGAAGCUUUAUCAGGGUUGUCAAAUUUGCGACGGCUGAAUCUGAACAGCACGAGGCUUUCAGCAGAAGCCUUCGAGAUUCUACGGCAAAGGCUCCCGCUUCUACAAGAAUACGACAUCCGCUACACAGAGGCUUGGUGACACCAGACGCCCGAAGAAUUUGCUAUCGCCCUUACGGCCGAGAUGAUAAGCAUGAUGCAAGAAAUAUAUAACAGCGACUAAACUUAAAAAGAACAACAAACUGAAUAUUGGUCGUGCAUACAAUUUGACUUUAUAAAUACAAAUGUUGUUGUGUAUCAAAUAUAUAUAUAAAUAUUUGUUAAAAAAUUGCAAGCUAAAUGUAUGAGUAAAAAAUCAAUUCGUAUUUGCACCACAUUGUCUGUCUGUUCUAAUUACCUAUAGAUAUUGUUUAGUAGUCAAUACUUGCAUUGAAUUUUAAUAGCAAAUUUCCUAAAACUGUGUCAUUAAAGAUUGUAAACACACACUGCACUGUACCUUUUAAUUAUGUUUAAUUCUAAGAUAAAUCACUAGUCCUGCCUUCCACUAAUAAAACCUGAAUUGAUUAAGGCCAAGUAGUGCUCUGUUUUAAACGGUUUCCUCUCUCUUUGAAUUCGAAUUUAUAGUCAAUAAUAUUUGAUUUAAUGUUGUUGUAAACCGAUAUAUAUUGUAGAAUAACUGCUGGUAGUCCUUAUUAAGUAUUUAUUCAUGUUUGCUAAUUCAUAAAAAAUAUUACAGUAGAUAUUAAAUAUAAAAUUGUCUAAUUUAAAACUUGGAGGGAAUUUUGUAUGUUAUGAAGCGUUCAUUCUAAAUACUAUUUACCGAUAAAUAUCAACAGUUUUAGUAUAAAACUUUACGGCCUAUAAGUGUACAACUAAAGUUACGAUAUCAAUGUUCAAUGGCCAUGUUUAAAAUUAUUUGAUAUAAUCACUGUUAACGUAUUAUAGCGUAAGUAUUUAUUUUAAUUAUAACAAUAGUGUAACAUUUGUACAGAUAAAUGUAGUAUCUACAACUAUUUAUGCUUAGAUAACUGAUAAUAUUCUUAAUGUUAAGAUAUAAAGACGCGAAUUUUUGGGCUGUGAGAAAAGUACCAACACGAGUGUUAACAUUGUGGAAAGUUAGUUUGCCCUUAGAAGGAUUAUUUCAAGAAAUCAAAAGUGUAAAUAACAAUACAAUCUACUUAUCGUUAAUUGCACUUGUCCUUCAACCAAAGAGUACGUGAGGCUAUUUAAUAUUUUCUAUUAAGUGAAGUUGAAGUAGUGUUAAUAUCAGUCUGCAAUGCUUUCCCAUGGAGUUUUAACAUUCCUUUCUAGUUGCCAUUUCAACAGGUACCUACAUUUACUUAGCUCUUUAGCUAAAAAGACUUAUUUAGUUCAGGUCAGACCUACCCCCAACAAAUUAAAUUUAAUUCUCUAAAAUAUCAAAAAGCAACCGCUUUUUCACAUUUCCUUACAAUUUUGUGUGGUUUGGGGGUAAUGAACAAGGUUCGCCUUUAGUAAACCAGUCAAGUCAAUAUUCACAACAGGUGAAAAAUUCUUUUAAAAUAAAGUUAUAUAUAGCUUCUAUAAGUAUUCCGCCCAAUUACUUAAAAAAUAUAAAAAAGUGAAUAAUGGUGGAAAAAAAUACAAAAGUAUGUAUGUAGUGUUGUUGUUUUGGUGUCUAUCAAAGAACUUUUAGUCAAAACACUUAAAAUUAAAAAUAUUUAAUUUCGAAUAAAUAAUAAAAUGGAACUAGGCGGGCAGCCCUGUCGAGCGUUUUGAUACUGCGAGGGUUGUAGCAGAGUUAUUGAGCAGAUUUACAAUAAUACUGUGUGUCCAUAAAUCAUUACCACAUUUUUUUCACUUUAGUGUACCUAUAUCCCAUCAUUGAUGUUUCCGAAAUUCUGUAGGGCGAUGGAACAAGUGCCAUAAGUAGUUAGUAAGCUAACCGUUGUAGUAAUUAUGAAUAAAUUGUUGUAGUGUACAGUUUUGUCUAGAUAGCACAAUUAUUAUUGAAUUUGAAACCACCUAUGAAUACAUUUUAGCCCGUCCACCGAUAUAGAAUAACACAUAUAAAAAAAUGGGAAUUGCCCUAGCUUAACCCCGGUGAGUCUUCUUUAACUACCAUCCAACUUCAAUUUAAGUGGUCGUUUAAAUGGUCAAGCUAAAAUGUACGUCAUAGUUAGCACGUAGGUUUAUACAGUCUUCUUGUGUGCGUUGUACAGUAUUUUGAUCUUGGACAAUAUGGUAUAAAACAUUACUCAAGAUGGCGCUAUGUAUGAACUGAAUUAUUAUUGAAUUUAGUGUCGUAAAGAGGUAUAAGACUUAUCCGCUAUGUGAAGCAUGAAAGUUUUUAAUAAAAUCAGUUUUAAGUACGAAAUCGUUUCAUUUAAAACAGAAAUUUUUUUUUCAAUGAAGUAAAAGACCUUAUAAUUAUUAAGGAAUAUAUUUGAGUAGUUUUUCAAUACUAUAGUGUAUGAUACAAUAUUAUUUCAUAAAAUUUACACUUUUUCAUCACCUCUUAAUUUAUGAUUUCAUCCCCAUUGAUGAUAUUAAAUGUUGUUAUAUCUAUUUACAUAUCUAAUUUUAUUUAAGCACUAAUAAAAUUCAGUAAAAAAUAUCCCAACACAAGUAAUAAAGAGAUAAACAAAUUACAAUAGUAAAAACUACAGCUGUUCAAUAAUAACAUCACAAGUAAAAUUUGAAAAGUACUUAGAGUGUUAAAGAAAUUUCUAAGUAAGACAUAGCAUGAAUGGAAAUAAUUUUAUAAAUUGAUGAUCUUUCAUUAAAAAACAAAAUACAGACAAGUUCUGCUCGAGACUACUAGACAUUGUCAAUCUCGGACAAAUAGAUCUUUAAAUUUAUCACGUUUAAUUGUGAUUCUUGUAGUUAAGGUAGGCUGCAAUAUAUUUCACUAAAAUAGGACAUUAAACGAUAACUAAAAUAAAUGAAAAAAAAAGUAGGUACCGCACGACAUUAUUUGAAAUCGUAAAGGGAAGUAACUUUCGUCAAAGAUACUCUACAUACAGAUACAGGCUUAUCUAAAUUAAGACUUCCUGAUUUUUUUUGUUUAGUUAAUGGUAGGCAUUAUUUGUCUGUAUUGAACGAAAGUUACUGCUUAAAUGUUGGAAAAAAAGAGUAUAUAAACAUCGUAAUAAAAAACAUUUAUUUCAAUACAUCAAAAGCGGAGUGCCUUUUAUUACUCCAUUUUUAUAGUUCAAUACGGCAUUUACUUUAUCACUUUCCAGAAUAUAUCAAAUUUUUUUUAAACAAUAGCCGAUUGGAAUUUACCCUUAGGUUUGCAGAAUUAAUGAUGAAUCUUUUUUACAAAUAAUAAAACCAGACUCCUUGUACAUAAUUUAUGUUUAUUAAUAACUACAUCUUUAUGCGAUACUCAUCGUCAAAUAGUCAAUGUUACCUUAUUUAUUUAUAUACUUAUCCCUGUCAUUCACAUUCAUUAUAUCACUGCCUCUUUUAACCCAUCGUUUGACAAUUAAUUAAUAAAAUACGUA